AUGAAGUAUCUUCGUCUUCUCGCCGCUGUGGCUGUGGCUGCGCCAGGAGUUCUAGCAAUCCCUGAAUGGGCGCAAUGUGGCGGCAUCGGCUGGAGCGGAAGCGGAAGUUGCGACGCUGGGUUGACAUGUACACACCUCAACGAUUAUUACUCCCAGUGCCUCCGUGGCACGGCUCCGCCUGCGCCUACCACAUCGGCCCCUGCACCACCGACAACUAUAUCUGCACCGCCGACAACUGUAGCCCCACCGGCGACGUCGGCUCCAACGUCGAGUGGACCAACACCUACCGCGCCCGCAAGUUGCGCAGCCAUCCCCGCAUCUAUCAGUUUCUCCAAUGCUGCCCUCCCAGAUCCUUUCCAGCCCGUCGCAGGCGGUGCCCGGAUCUCCACCAAGGCUCAAUGGACGUGUCAACGCAACGAAAUAUCGCAGCUUCUCCAACGAUACGAACUCGGCACCAUGCCUCCCAAACCGCAGUCGGUGACGGCCUCGUUCUCCGGUGGAACUCUGACCAUCAACGUGUCAGACCAAGGCAAAUCCAUCUCCUUUGCCGUCAAAAUCACGACUCCGUCAGGCAGCGGCCCAUUCCCAGCUAUAAUCGCGUAUGGUGGCCCUAGCAUCCCCAUUCCAAACAACAUCGGCGUCAUCACUUUCAACAACGAUGACAUGGCUGCCCAGCAGAGCGGCAGUUCGCGCGGGCAGGGCAAAUUCUACCAGCUCUACGGCUCCGGGCACUCUGCUGGUGCCAUGACGGCAUGGGCUUGGGGAGUGCAGCGCAUCAUCGACGCGCUCGAGAUAACUCCCGCGGCGAACGUUGACCUGACGCGCAUCGGUGUUACCGGCUGCUCGCGCAAUGGGAAGGGAGCCUUGGUCGCAGGAGCGUUCGACGAGCGCAUCGCCUUGACCAUCCCGCAAGAGUCUGGGUCAGGAGGGUCGGCUUCAUGGCGGCUGUCCAACUUCCAACAAUCCCAGGGCCAGAACGUGCAGACCGCGCCGGAGAUCGUACAGGAGAACGUCUGGUUCUCGCCUAACUUCAAUUCGUGGGUCAACCAAGUGAACAGCAUGCCCGUUGACCACCAUCAACUCACUGCGAUGGUUGCGCCCCGUGGCUUGUUUGUCAUCGAGAACACUAGCAUGGAAUGGCUCGGCGCCCUCAGCACAUACGGCUGCCAGCGUGCCAGUAAGCUCAUCUACCAGGCCCUCGGCGCCUCCGCGAACAUGGGGUACUCCCAAGUAGGAAAUCACAACCAUUGCGCGUUCCCGUCAUCGCAGCAAACGGAGUUGACGGCCUUCCUCAACAAAUUCUUGCUCAACGGAUCCGGGACCACAGACAUCUUCCGCACCGACACGACCUACAGCAAUUUCGACCAAACACGGUGGAUCCCUUGGAGCGUGCCCACGUUGUCGUAA
Molecule: messenger RNA, 1407 nt
Organism: Pleurotus ostreatus (oyster mushroom)
Lineage: Eukaryota; Fungi; Basidiomycota; Agaricomycetes; Agaricales; Pleurotaceae
Exons: 5
Coding region: 1-1407 (468 amino acids)
Biological process (GO): carbohydrate metabolic process
Cellular component (GO): extracellular region
Molecular function (GO): cellulose binding
Source: RefSeq, a predicted model, not a curated record